AUCCUCUGUAAAUAUCGAAUUUGAUCGUUUUCCUAUUACUUUUCCAGAACGAGCAAAAUAAGUGUAUUUUUUGUUCCAAAAUUAACCCCAAAACAGACCUCUGCGUCAACGGCUGUCACUCACAAGGGGGUGCUCACUUUUGACAGCUCAUCCCACACCGAUCAGAUGUGUUUUGAUUUCGCAGCAGGCGUGUUGUCGUUGUAAACAAACCGCAAGCCAGCACACACGCUGUCUGCACCGGCAUUUGCGCGAAACCGGCCACGGCGUUUGGUUUCCAGGGCGAUGACUAAGUUAACGCGCGUGUGUCUUUCGUUGCGAGCCUGCUUUUCCACCCAGGUGCGACCGCUAGCAUCGGCACCGAGCCAGGCACCACCGGUGCCCGUGGUAACCUGCAAACGGCAGCAGUUUAAUCUGUACCAGAGUGAUCUGCCGGCAAACCCUGAUCGGAUAAAGUUUGGCGAACUGCCACUCGCUUCGGACGGGUGGCGACAUCGUCGAUCCAAUGGAGAUUACUUCAUCAUUCACCCGGUGCAGCGGGCAUUCGAGGCGUACGGUUUGAGCGAGCGGACAUUCGGCGAACUCGGCAUACGUGAGUCGUUGGUGGAAAAUCUCAAAAAGCAACAUGUACUUUCGCCCACACAUUACCAGGCGGAAGGCAUUCAGGCGAUGCUUGACGGGAGCCAUAUGCUGCUGGCCGCUGAGACGGGCUGUGGCAAGACCUACACGUAUCUGGUGCCCGUGGUGGAACAGAUUCUACGCCGAAAGCUGCAUGAAAGGCAGCGCGAGUUUAACACUCCUCUGAUGCUGAUCAUUACGCCGGGCCGAGAGCUGGCCCAACAGAUUGGCACGGUUGCGACGAAGCUAACGGAAGGGUUGGGCAUUAAAACGCGCGUGGUGCUCGGUGGGCGAACGAAGCAACAGAUGCUGAAUCCAUCGUUCGAAGACAUCGACAUACUGGUGGCAAGCUUCGGUGCCAUCAGCAAGCUGAUAACGAAUGGGAUUUAUCGCAUGGAGGAGGUCCGGUACGUCGUGCUGGACGAAGCGGACACACUGCUCGAUGACAGCUUUAACCCUAAGCUGAUGCACCUGAUGAAACGGUUCCCGUUCCACAAGAACCAUCUGCAGGACCUGGGGCAAGAUAUUCAAGGAACGCAGAUGAUACUGGCGGCCGCCACAAUGCCAUCCAAUAUGGAAGAACUCCUUUCGAAGCUGGUGAACGUAGAAACGAUCGAUCAGGUUGUGAGUCCCAAUCUGCACCGCCUAAUGAGCCACGUUACGCAACGGUUCAUGUGCGUACGCAAAUCAGAUCGACCCCAGAUCCUGCUCGAUCUCGUGCGUACGGAUGCGAAGCGCAACGUACCAACGAUCAUUUUUAGCAACAAAACGCCCGCCUGUGACUUUGUGUCGAUGCACCUGAACGCACACGGAUUCCCGUGCGUGAAUCUGAACGGGGACAUGAUACUGAAGCUACGGUUGGGACAGUUUGAAAAGUUUCAGCAGGCGGAGGUAAACAUACUGUCAACGACGGAUGUGGCAAGCCGUGGAUUGAACACGAUCCGGGCGGCACACGUGAUAAAUUUCGAUUUUCCACUGUACACGGCGGAUUACAUACACCGGGUGGGACGUAUCGGGCGCAUCGGGAGCAGUAACGACUGUUUGGCGACGAAUCUUAUUUCAAGCCAGGCGGAAAUUGGCGCCGUACAGCGGUUGGAACAUGCGGCCCGCACGACCAGCUUGCUGCGGAACGUGGACGCGAACGUGAAGGGCAUAAUUCGGCGAAGAGUUAUGAAGAGCAUGGGAAUACCGAACGAGGGAAUGAUUCCUGGUUGAGUAGUGAGAGGAUAACAUAGUCAAACUAAGCGAGAAUUGUUAAAGCGUUAGGUUUAUGUAGAUUUAAUAAAGAAAAAUCCAAAUAAUUGCUUCUA
Messenger RNA from Anopheles stephensi (Asian malaria mosquito), 1925 nucleotides. It is a transcript of the gene Dbp21E2, whose product is annotated as probable ATP-dependent RNA helicase DDX28. The record is from RefSeq and is a predicted model, not a curated record. The transcript has a single exon. The coding region runs from base 283 to 1830 and encodes 515 amino acids. Gene Ontology annotation, molecular function: ATP binding; nucleic acid binding. Lineage: Eukaryota; Metazoa; Arthropoda; Insecta; Diptera; Culicidae.